AUGUAUAAUACAAGUGGAAGCGAUAUUGAUACAGAAGAAUUUGAAUAUCAUUCAGGUUCACGUAAAGUUGCAAAAACAUAUGUUGAAAAAAAACGACGUGAUCGUAUUAAUCGAAGUUUAGAUGAAUUAAAAGAUUUAUUAGCUAUUCAUUGUGAUAAAGCACGUUAUCAAAAAUUAGAAAAAGCUGAAAUACUUGAAAUGUGUGUUGAUUUUGUCAAACAAACAAAUGUACAUUUAAAUUCAAUAAAACAUAAUUAUGAAUUAGGUUAUCAACAAUGUACAAAUGAUAUUACAACAUUUCUUAAUACAAUACCAGAAAUAUCAUUUAUUCAACGACAACAUCUUUUAAAACAUUUAUCAACAUCAAAUAAUCGUCGUUUUCAUCCUUAUAGACAAACAACAAGUCAUCAUUCAAUUGUUAAUGAAUGGUUUAAUCGUUGUGGUGGUGGAAAACAAAAAUCUCUACCUGAUUCAUCAUCCGAACGUUCAAAUACAUCAAGUCCAUCAUCAUUUGAUGAUAAUAGUGAACGUUCAUCAUCUCUUUGGAGACCAUGGUGA
This is a messenger RNA of Rotaria sp. Silwood2, 558 nucleotides long. Lineage: Eukaryota; Metazoa; Rotifera; Eurotatoria; Philodinida; Philodinidae. The record is from the annotation of a GenBank genome assembly.